AAUCUGACCUGGAUUUUCCUGGUCUAGUAAUCCUGGAGAUCCUUCUCUGUGGGCCCUACUCUCCAGGCUGGUGCCCCAGUACUAUCCUAUAAAGGCCAAGGGAGGUGCGAUGGCAGGCCACGUUGCGUGUCUCUCCAGUAUGACCCUGGGCAAGAGGGCGCUGUUGUACAGUGGCGCGAACCAGCUGGCGUGCGGGAGACACUCGGGUGAAGACCCCCGCAGGAACCCCCUGAAGACCCUGCAGAGGGCUGUGCUGCUCUGUCCCGAUGACCCUGCGGCGUGGGCGGGGCUAAUGGCUGCCUGUCACACUGAAAACGCCACCUGCGCCCUGUCUGGCUCCGCCCCAGGGAGACGGGGUUUGGAGCAGAUUCUGAUGGGGGUGGUGUCCGAGAAAGUGCGCUGUGUGGAGGAGGUCGACCGGCCCCUGGCCCAGGCCCUAGAGGGCUGGGUGUUGCAGCAGGCAGUGACAGGACUCACCCUGAGGGGGGAGCUGGACCAGGCAGAGACCCUCUGCUCCCAGGUCCUGACUGUGUCUCCAGAACAGCCAGCCGUGCUCCUGCUGCUCAGGCAGGUGCAGUGUGAGCGCCUCCUCCUGGCCGGCGUCGGUACUGCCGCCCUGCCAGACGCGGUGCUGGAACAGCUCAGCAGUGCUGUCCUGGCCAACCACACGUCGGUGGCAGCCUGGCACUGGCUGGCGGAGGUGUACCGUAGCCAGGGCCUGCUGGUCCAGGCCGUGGUGGCCUACAGGCAGAGCCUGCAGCUGGCCUCUCAGCUGGGCCUGCUCAGCGCCCAGGUGGCCAGCCUCCUGCGCCUGGCCCUGCUAGCCCUGGGCCCCUGCAUGGCGGGCGUCCCCGGGAGCGACUGGAAGGACCUGGUGACGGAGGCCACCGCCGAGGUCCUGAAGCUCGGGCCCUCCCCCGUCGCCGUCCUCGCACAGUCCCUGCUGCAGUUCUCCACCAAGAUGUCUGCCAGGGAGACCAGAAGGCUCCUGGAGAGGGUGGUGUACGACCGCUCCCACAACUCCCCUCGCACGGUGCUGUCUGUGGCCCGCUGGUACCUCCUCAGGCACCUCCACGCCAAGGACGACCUGGAGCUGAUGGACACCCUCCUGGAUCAAGCCAGAGCCUGCGGAGACCAGAGGCUUCAGGAGUUCCACACUCUGCUCACCACCCCCUCCGACUCUCGCUGAGCUUCCUGUGCGGACGCCCCGCCCUGCACCCCGCCCUCCCUUAACCCCGCCCCCAGCCUGGACAUGGCCGCGUGGCCAUGUGGCCCUGCUGAGAACCAGGAACAACACAUGAACUGAAAUCAAGCGUCUCUGAAUUCCUCAUCCCUCUGCUCCGUCUGAAUGAUUCGCUGCGGCUCUGUGAUUUUCUGAACAAACGUAUGUAUAGGGAGUCAUCCGUGGAAUGUGCGGCUUUGUCACGAGAAUAAGCACUUAUAGACGCUCGCUUUUCAAAUCCAUGGUAGAACAGCGUCCCAAACCGUCGACUGUGGGUGUAUAAUGAUGCCGAUUCAUUGUCCACCUUAUCUUAUCAUGUAUGUGCAAUCCAGCUAGCCUGUCGCAGGUAGCCAUACCAAAAUCCUGUCUCUGUAAUCGUGUUGGUGGAAGAUGUGAUAGCAUACUGUGCCCACCGGUGGAAUUGAACAACAAGCGAUGUGUGAAUGUGCUUUAAUUGUGCCUGUGUAGUUGUAAUGUCUAUGCUUCGCCAAACCUCAAGUCUUUGCAUGGUAAGUGCCUUUCCCCGGGUUGGUCUUCACAUCUGCCCUCAGACAUUUUCGAAAUAUGAAAUGAAAGAUGAUUUUCAUUUGCUACCUAACACAGCCCGUCGCCGUGGAAAGCCGUACCCGUGUUUGUCCAAAGCCUUCACCACAAGCUGCGUGUGCAAGUUGGCACCUGGCCACUCGCAGGGAAAUGAGAAGGAUUCUGGAAAGAUCCAGGUGUCCUUUCACAGCGGCCGGUCUAUUGUGCAGCCGUCAGUCGAGCGGACAGAUUCGUGUCACACCUUUUGAUUUCAUCGGAGAUGGAUUCUUGAUGAUGUCUGGACUAUAUAUCACUGGGAAAAUGAUUUGUUUAAACGACCAUCGACAAUGACUUUAUUCAUUUAUUUGUGAUUAAAAAAAGGGGUUUUGCCAACAGCAA
Messenger RNA from Hypomesus transpacificus, 2143 nucleotides. It is a transcript of the gene skic3, whose product is annotated as tetratricopeptide repeat domain 37. The transcript is spliced from 10 exons. The coding region runs from base 110 to 1189 and encodes 359 amino acids. NCBI's taxonomy places the organism in Eukaryota, Metazoa, Chordata, Actinopteri, Osmeriformes, Osmeridae. Gene Ontology annotation, molecular function: protein binding. The record is from RefSeq and is a predicted model, not a curated record.